Sporisorium graminicola is the source of this 1251-nucleotide messenger RNA. RefSeq lists its product as uncharacterized. Gene Ontology annotation, biological process: nucleotide-excision repair; regulation of DNA-templated transcription. Bases 1 to 1251 code for a protein of 416 amino acids. Gene Ontology annotation, cellular component: transcription factor TFIIH holo complex; transcription factor TFIIH core complex. Lineage: Eukaryota; Fungi; Basidiomycota; Ustilaginomycetes; Ustilaginales; Ustilaginaceae. The record is from RefSeq and is a predicted model, not a curated record. The transcript has a single exon.
AUGCCGGCAGCAACCACCCAAGCCAAGUCGACCACCGAAAUUGCCAAUGCUGGGUUCUCACACAUCCAGUCGUCGAAGAGCAGCACGGUGCGUACGUCGCCCGACUUUCUCAUUCUCGUGCUCGACAUCAAUCCACUGGCAUGGAUCCGAAGAUCUGAAGCGGUAGGAAAAGGCAAGGCCAAACAAGUUUCAAGCGAUGUUGCCCUCGACGAAGCGCUGUCUGCCAUCAUGAUUCUGCUGAACGCGCACAUGGCAAUGCAGCACGAGAACGGAUUGGCGAUCUACGCGGCAGCUGGAACGGGCACUGCGCAGCUCCUCUACUCGACAGCUCCCUUUUCCGCAAGAGCAUCCGAUUCGGCAUCAAAGAGCUCGAACGCCUCGUCAAGCGUACACAAGCCCGACGCAAACACGUAUCAACAUUUCAAGCUGGUCGAUGACCACCUGGAACAAGGCAUCCGCAACACGUGCAAGUCCAUGUUCGACCGUGCCAAGCAGGCGCAGGAGGCCGUCGAUGCCAAUGCGGACAACGAAGCAAUCAAACACGCAACCCUUGCGCGCUCGGUCAAUGUGGGAAUCGUUUCCGCGCUGUCACAAGCGCUCUGUCACCUCAAUCGACUCGGACUUAGCGACGCUACCGACGCAGCCAACGCCGGCAAUGGCAUAGCUGCAACAGCACAGACACGAGCGGGCGGCGGCAAUUCUUCCGCGGGGGCCGGCGGUGGCGCAGGAGCCGGCAGCCUCGGCAGCUUCAAGUCGCGCAUCCUCAUCCUCAGCGUCACGCAGGAUGCUUCGACGCAGUACAUUCCCAUGAUGAACUGCAUCUUUGCCGCACAGAAGAAGGGCGUCACCAUCGACGUCUGCAAACUGUUUGGAAGCGAUACUGUCUUUCUCCAGCAAGCCUCGUAUCUCACUUCGGGCACCUACUUUCGCCUCGCCGAUGACCACGAAAAGGGCGGCAACGACAUGCGUUCGAACUUGGUGCAGACGCUACUCACGACCUACCUGCCCUCAAGAUCGAUGCGCGGCGCGAUGAACCUGCCCACGCUCGAGGAGAUUGAUUUCAGGGCGGCUUGCUUCUGCCAUCGCAAGAUUGUCGAUAUCGGCUACAUCUGCAGCGUGUGCUUGAGUCUGUUUUGCCAACCGCGGCCCUUUUGUCUCACGUGUCGAUCCAAGUUCCCCAAGGCGACGCUGGAUCGGUACGAAAAGGAGCUGCAGUUUACAGCAGGCGCAGCAAGUGUUGCUUCGACAUAA